UUAGUGAACUUACUACAGGUGCAGUUUCCAGUUUGUGUAGGGUUAGGUUACAGUGUUCCAUACAGGCAAUUUAAUUUUAAAUUAGUACAAAACUCAAACUGCACGGAACACUGUACCCUCGGUAAACGGAACUAUAGUGUGUUGACCAUUUUAAGACGGGACUUUUAGUGAAUAGAGCUAUACUAACAAAAUAUAUAUUACAUACAACAUUUAUUAAGAGUUAAUUCAUAAUAUAAUGUAUAAAUAAAGAUGUGUGUGCAUUUUAAUGAUGUCUUUUGCCUCUGUGUUCGUUCUGUGGGUGCGCAUGUGAUGGUCAGCAGUCUCUACGCUGUCAGCAUUGUUGUUAGCUGUGGUGAGUUAGCUAGCAUUAGAUUUACCAGAGCUGAUUGGGAGCUGUGAGUGAAAACAAAAUGACAUCUAAACCCACAUGCCUAAUAGUGGCGAGCGCUUCACCUCAAGGAGUGUCUGCGUUGUCCUUCCAGCAGUGUUUCUCUCUCUGUAGUCCUGUUUUUAACCUGCAGACAGCUACACCUGGGGGAAAGAUUAUCGACUUCACUGGUGUUGAUGAAAGCUCUGCUCGAUGGGUUCAGGACUUCAGCGUUAAACCUUAUGCCACUCCUGCCAAGCUGGAGUCCAUUGAUGGUGCCCGCUAUCAGGCUUUACUAAUCCCAGACUGUCCAGGGACUUUAAAAGACCUUGCUCACAGUGGCUCAUUAGCACGCAUCCUCACCCACUUCAUCUCGCAAAAGAAGCCAGUGUGUGCUGUCGGACAGGGAGUUUCUGCACUCUGCUGUGCCACUGAAGGACAGAAAUGGAUAUUUAGUGGAUACAGCCUGACUGGACCUUCUGUGUUUGAGCUGGUGCGCUCCCCAGAUUUUGCCAACCUCCCUCUAAUUGUGGAAGAUUUUGUGAAAGAUAAUGGAGGAUCCUACACGGCCAGCCAAGAAGAUGCACUGCAUGUGGUCUUAGACCGCCACCUAGUAACCGGUCAGAAUAUUCAGUCCACUACAGCUGCAGUAAAUAACCUGAUCCUGCUGUUUAACAGCAGGUGACAGAUGACAGAUGACCCCAUCCUCCUUCAUUAAUGUGCACAGCAGCGUAAUCAAGUAGCAUGUAAACAUUUCGGCAAAACUAUCACUGAUAUUCCUCCAAUUAAAAUCAUUUUGUCUUGAUGUGAACAAAGACAGGAUCAACUUCAAUUUAUAGAACUUGAACUACAAACUAAAACCUAAACCCUCAAAUGUGCAGAAUUAUGAUUGCAAGUUUAAAUAAUCAGUUCUCUGAAAAUUUAUGUCAAAACAGUUUUGAUCAGUUGAGAGUGGAAUUUUUGCAUCAAAUUAAAAUGCUUGUUGGCAAUGUUUUCAAUAUUGUGGGUAUGCUUUAAAUGUACAGUACAUAUCCACAGUAUACAAGCUGAUACUGAGUCAUUCAUUAUAUUCAGUCUUGCUAUUAUCAUGCUAUUAAUGUAAAGAUAUAAAGACAGCAGUGGGAUGCUUGGACUUCUGUGGUCUGUUAUGAUAAAGUGUAACAUCUGCCAUUAAUUUGAUUAGUUGACGUCAACGAGAAGUUGUCAAACAAAAAUACUUUCAUUGAAGUAAUUAGAUGGCUUUUAUUUUUAUUCCGUAGUCAUAUGUACUGAAAUUGUCAAGUAAAUACCAGAAAAUACUUGAAUAUACAGUGCUGUAAAAAAACAGAUUUAUUUUUUUGUGUAUUUGUUUUAUUCGUUUGUUGAAGGAAAAAUGAGACACUCCACUUUUUUUUUUUUUUAAACAUUAAGAUGAUAACUUGCUUUUGUGCUUCAAUUAACUCUUUUGUUGCAAAACACAGUUGCCCAUAAGCUUUAGAUUACAAACUGAUUUUUUUUCAUGUUCUGUUAUGAUCAAAUAAUCUUAUUAUGAAACAAAUAAGCAAAUUAUCCCCACACCAUCACACUACCACCACCAUUUUUGAGUGUUUGUGCAUUUGCUCAACCCUAGGUGUAACAGGGAAACAGCACAUUAACCCAAAAGGUUUAAGAGUCAUGAAGGUGUUUUUUAGCAAAUGUGUGUCCACCUUUGUAUCUUAUCUUCCUCCUAGUUGGCAGUGUUUUUUGAAUUGCAGCUCUCCCAUGGAUAAUGUUUUUGCCCAGUCUCUGUUGGUAAAAUCAUUAACUCUGACCUUAUUCGAGGUAGGACCUGCAUGUUCUGAUAUAUUUCCAAAGAAAGAUGUAUCACCAUUCCUUUUAUAAUAAGAGCUUUAGAAAUGGCUUUGUAACCUUUUCCCAAACUACCACAUUUCUUUUAAUUGUAACAUAGUGUGUUGCUCGUUAAGGCCUACUUUGCUGUCAGUAAUCAAGAUGGGAAGUGUUCAGAUGUUUAUUAACUAUUAACUAUUUGAUAAAAAGGACCAAUUACUUUUUCACACUAUGAUUGUUGUUGAAAAAUCCUUCAAUAAAUAAAAUGUCCAUUUAA
This is a messenger RNA of Trichomycterus rosablanca, 2450 nucleotides long. RefSeq names its product glutamine amidotransferase class 1 domain containing 1 (gene gatd1). The transcript has 7 exons. Bases 411 to 1052 code for a protein of 213 amino acids. Gene Ontology annotation, molecular function: glyoxalase III activity. Lineage: Eukaryota; Metazoa; Chordata; Actinopteri; Siluriformes; Trichomycteridae. Gene Ontology annotation, cellular component: cytoplasm. The record is from RefSeq and is a predicted model, not a curated record.